CUAAUUUUAAUCCCCUUUCAUUCUCACUACCAUUGUUUUCCUCUUCAUAUCCAUAUCUGAGCCAUUCCCACGCUCUUUUAUUUUGUUUUCCAUUUCCUUUUUUAUAUGGCUCUUUCCUCCCAACUAAUUUUAGUUUAUCGAUACGGGGCCUUUUGGGUUUCUCCGUUCGCCGCGGGGCUCUGUGGCGUGGAGAAUCAGCGGAAUUGGAUAACGCUAAGUUGUUGCGCUGGUUCUUUUUGUUGUUCUGAAUCCAAGGAAACCAUUCCAAAUCGGUGUCUGAAAACACCCCACGAUCUACUGAGGCAUGAUUGCUACCUAAGACAAAGCUUGCUUAAGUAAAGCUCUAACGUCUGCUUCAAGGUUUGGAAAGUGAAAGCAAAGAUGAACUUCAGGAACUACGGUUAUAAUAACCCCACUUGGGAUGCCAUGCAUGGGAAGACACCGGCGGCAAAUGUUGGUUCUCUACUGAGACAGCCAUCAUCUGUAUACUCCCUUACAUUUGAUGAGUUUCAGAGCACCAUGGGUGGGGUUGGGAAGGAAUUUGGGUCCAUGAACAUGGAUGAACUCUUGAAGAACAUUUGGACAGCUGAAGAGACUCAGGCCUUGACAUUUUCAGCUGGUACAGGAGAAGGCCACAACCUUAACUCAAUUAGUGGUGGUUUGCAAAGACAGGGUUCUUUGACAUUGCCAAGGACUCUUAGUCAAAAAACAGUAGAUGAGGUUUGGAAGGACUUGAUCAAAGAAAGUAGUGGGGCCAAUGAUGGGAAUGGCAAUGGUGGUUCAUCCAUUCCUCAAAGGCAACCAACAUUGGGAGAAAUGACUUUAGAGGAGUUUUUGGUGAGAGCUGGGGUGGUGAGAGAAGAUGUGCCUCAACAACAACAAAUUGGAAAACCAAAUAACAAUGGAUGGUUUGGUAACUUUCCUAGACCAAACAAUAACAAUGGCCUACUUCUUGGUUUCCAUCAACCAAAUAGAAGUAAUGGGAAUAUGGGUGAGAGGGUGGUGGAGACCAACAAUAACUUAGCUCCCAAACAACCUCCUCCUCUAUCACUAAACUCAAACCACUCUCACCGACCAACACAACAGCCACCACUUUUUCCAAAGCCUGCAAAUUUAUCUUUUGCUGCUCCUAUGCAUUUGUUGAACAGUGCUGCACUUGCUAGCCCUGGCAGAAGAGGAGGGUUGAUCGACCAUUCAUUGAAUGUUGGACUGGUUGGUUUAGUCUCGGGUAAUCCAGAGGCUUCUCCCUCAAGGAAAAUAUCAUCAGAUGUAAUUACAAGAAGUAAUGUAGACAACUCUCCACUGUCGCCAGUUCAUUAUUCAAUCAACAGGGGAAGAAAAUCUAGUGCUAUAGAGAAAGUGGUUGAGAGAAGACAAAGGAGAAUGAUCAAAAAUAGAGAAUCAGCAGCCAGAUCACGGGCUCGUAAGCAGGCCUACACUUUCGAACUAGAAGCUGAAGUUGCAAAACUAAAGGAAAUAAACAGAGAAUUGCAAAGAAAACAGGCAGAAAUUAAGGAAAUGCAGAAAAACAAGCAGGAUUCGGACCCUGCAAGCCAGCCAAGGGUAAGUAAAAUACAAUGCUUGAGAAGGACACUUACAGGGCCAUGGUAGUGGUAGACAAUGUGAGUAGUUGUUUCUGAGUAACAGAUAUCCGAAGGAGAAAAUCAUUGUUGUGUCAUAAGAACUGGGGUAUGUUUGUGAACUUUGAGGUAAUUGCAGUCCAACACUAGAUAGGGUGGUAGCUAGCUAUUAUUAGUUUUAUGUAUAGGAACUAGGAGAGGUGAGUUGUACAUUAUUAAACAUGUAUCUUCAAAUAAUGAAUUAUUAUAUGUGCUUGAAUGUUAUUUUCUUUUCUA
Messenger RNA from Vigna umbellata (rice bean), 1856 nucleotides. NCBI's taxonomy places the organism in Eukaryota, Viridiplantae, Streptophyta, Magnoliopsida, Fabales, Fabaceae. The record is from RefSeq and is a predicted model, not a curated record.